This is a messenger RNA of Monodelphis domestica (gray short-tailed opossum), 1371 nucleotides long. RefSeq names its product EBP cholestenol delta-isomerase (gene EBP). Gene Ontology annotation, cellular component: membrane; endoplasmic reticulum. Gene Ontology annotation, molecular function: cholestenol delta-isomerase activity; steroid Delta-isomerase activity; C-8 sterol isomerase activity. The record is from RefSeq and is a predicted model, not a curated record. Gene Ontology annotation, biological process: cholesterol biosynthetic process. Lineage: Eukaryota; Metazoa; Chordata; Mammalia; Didelphimorphia; Didelphidae.
CUCGCUCUCCAGAGUAGCCCGUGGCAGGGCCAGCCCGGCCUCGUAGAGAUUGCACUCUAGAGGAGGGAGACACGUUCGCAGGUGAAUUUCACCCGACAAUUGGAGGAAGGAGAGAGAGAGAGAGAAUGCUAAUAACUCGGGAAAGUCGAGAAAGCCGCCCUCCCGUCCGUCGUAAACAGCCCCAAAGAAGAUCCUUAAAGAAAGCCAAGGAUAAAAGAGGCGGAGCUGGGGAGUGCCUUCCAGGCCUGGCGCCAUAGUCUGGGCAAAGUCCAGAGGCGAGAAAUGAAGGGCCAGGUAGUGAGGAGCUGCAGGUAGACUGGAGUCACGGGAGUGUCUGCCCCAAAAGCGCGGCUGCAAACUCUCCAGCACUUUUCUCCCCACCCGCCCCUUCGAUGGUCUGGCUCGUUCGGGACCUCCUCAGUUUCCUUCUAGGCGACAGACGACAGCACUGGUGACGGGAGCAUUUUGCGAGCCGUUUUGGACGCGAGGUGUCUACCUCUCCUAGAUCUCACUUUCCUUCUCUAAAUGGAGGCUUGAGGAAUCCUGGCCUUCAUCGUCCUUGGCCAUGGCCUCUCUGCAGGUGGCACACCCUUACUGGCCUCAAGACCUCCAACUCAGUGGUUAUGUGCCCAACGAUAAGCCAGUGUGGCAGAUCCUCACAUUGUUCUUUUCUGUGUCGGGCGCCCUCCUGGCGGCUACUUGGCUGUUGUCUAGCCAGGGGAGGGAAGGGAAUGGAAGCCCCUGGCGCCGUCUGAUCAUCUGCUGGUUUGCUGUGUGUGCCUUUGUGCACUUGGUGAUUGAGGGCUGGUUCAGCCUCUACUACCAGGACAUCGCUGGGGAUCAGGCCUUCUUGUCCCAGCUGUGGAAGGAGUACUCCAAGGGUGACAGCCGAUACAUUCUAGCAAACAACUUUAUAGUGUGCAUGGAGACGGUGACAGCCUGGGUAUGGGGCCCACUCAGCUUGUGGGCUGUGGGAGCCCUUCUGAAACGGAGACCGGAGCGAUUCCUUCUCCAGCUUGUCAUCUCCUUGGGCCAGCUGUAUGGGGAUGUCCUUUAUUUCUUUACUGAGUAUCGGCAUGGCUUCCAGCAUGGGGAGUUUGGGCACCCGCUCUACUUCUGGUUCUACUUCGUCUUCAUGAAUGCCCUGUGGUUCGUCGUGCCUUCUGCCCUCCUCCUGGAUGCCUGGCACCAUCUGGCCUGUGCCCAGUUGCUAGCAGAUGGUGCAGCUGGCCCCCGAGACCCCCAAAAGCAGCACGAACAUUUCCAGUGAAGAGCCACUGGGAGUCGAGGGAGAAAGCGCACCUCUUCCCCCUCCUGCCCUGCCCUCUGCCCUCUACAUUUUUAAUAAACGUUGCUGAAGGAGGCCCCAAA